Molecule: messenger RNA, 354 nt
Organism: Juglans microcarpa x Juglans regia
Lineage: Eukaryota; Viridiplantae; Streptophyta; Magnoliopsida; Fagales; Juglandaceae
Exons: 2
Coding region: 1-354 (117 amino acids)
Source: RefSeq, a predicted model, not a curated record
AUGGCUUCCGCAGUUUUGAGUGCCUCCUCUAUUUCAAGUCAAUUAUCUGCUAUUGAAACUUUGACUGGGAAUAAUUAUGUGAGAUGGAAACGAGACGUAGAAAUUGCUCUUGGUCUUUUGGGAUUGGAUUUUGCCCUGGAAUACGAACUUUCAAAACCUACUGAUAAGAGCACUGCUGAAUAUGUGGCUGAAUAUCAAAAGUGGGAUAGAGCAAACAGAUUUUGUUUAAAGAUCAUCAAACGUUCUAUAUCAGAUUCCAUUAUGGGAGCUAUUCCUGACAAUGAUAGUGCUAAGAAAUUUUUGGGUGCCGACAAAGGUUUGUUGAAUCCGAUAAAGCUGAAACUGGAGACCUGA